Messenger RNA from Ceratitis capitata (Mediterranean fruit fly), 2675 nucleotides. RefSeq names its product dymeclin. Gene Ontology annotation, cellular component: Golgi apparatus. NCBI's taxonomy places the organism in Eukaryota, Metazoa, Arthropoda, Insecta, Diptera, Tephritidae. The record is from RefSeq and is a predicted model, not a curated record. The transcript is spliced from 7 exons. Gene Ontology annotation, biological process: Golgi organization. The coding region runs from base 292 to 2397 and encodes 701 amino acids.
CAUCAAUUCUGAAAUUCGCCGACAAAGUCAGAAAAAUAUCAAAAAUAUUGUAGAAAGAAACAAAAGUUCAUUUUCCAAACUAAUUUUUUAAUUAAAUCCCUGAAAGCGGGCAGAUAACCGGAUGUUUAGUUAAAAGUGAACUAGUGAAAGAAAGUGGAAAGUCAUUUGCAUAGCAAAGGGCUAUUGACGACGUUCACGACGUUGACAUUAGCGACUGCAAAACCAGAUCAACAACGGUAAUAAACGACGUUGACAGCACUUUUGUUCUCUGUGCGUAAAACCAACAAAAUUAUGGGGAUCAACGUCAGCAGGCAAGCUAAUCUCUCGGAGAAUGAACUUCUACAGCGUUUCGUUGGACGUGGACACAUUGCUCCAGAUGUCGAAUCUUAUUGGAGUGGACUUUUGAACUAUCACAUAACAAUACCGGAAGAUAGCCAAGACCAGUUAAACUUGGACUCACGUUUGGAGACCCUUUGUCAAUCUUUCAUAAGUAACAACUUAAAGACAGGAAAUUUGGGUUCGUUGGUAACCGUUUUUCUACUCAAAGCAUCUGAAUUGCUCUCGUUGUCAGAUAAGGAAAGUAAUGUGCACAUAUGGCAGACAUUUAAUGCACUCUUCAUUAUACGAACGUUAAUUAAGUAUAUAAUUGAGACUGGGUCUGAGUUCCAGUUGUUACAACAUUUUGAAGCCAUACCAAAUGCAGAGCUGUUGCGGGCGGAAGCCGAAGCAGGCGCAGGCGCUCAUACUGACGGUGCUACUACAAUCGCUGUUGAGGCGACCGAAGAUGGUGUUGGAAAUAUGCUUGCUAGAGCAGCAGUGAUCGUAGACGGCGCAAAAUUUGAAACGUUCAUUGAUGCACUUGUUAAUAUAAUUGUAGUGAUUCCAGUCAAGGAAUUCACAUAUCAUUUGCAUUUGGAAGUUGUGAAUACCUUCAUCACGUUGCUAUCCGUACAUCUCUUCACCGAACAACCCACAGAUAAAUCAAUAAUUUUUAGAACUAUAUUCAAAUGUCAGCAUGCAAACGUGCUUGUUUCUUCGCUGCUACAUUUUGUAGCUCGAAUGGUAGAGGUACCUCACACCAUGUUCGGUUCUUCAUCGUCUGGCUCCUUCGUUUUCGGAAUCGCUGAAUCCUUGCUAUCGAUUUUCACUUUUCGCAAACAACAGGAUGUAUUGAAAGCAACUGGCGUCACUGGCGUUGAACUUUCGCAACAGUUUCGGGAUCACUAUCCGCUUGCCAAUCAAAGUCUUCUCCUCAUUCUUAUACUAACAAAUCACUGCACCACGAAGGAUAACCCUUAUCGUGCUAGUUUAUUCAACUGUGCUGAUUCGAAAGACUCACCAAAAGAUGGCGCUUCCUUUCAAAUCGACUUUUCUUCGGUUUACGAAACUUUAUGCCGCAUUGUGACCAUCGACCAGGCAACGUUGUUACUUUAUCUCUUGCUACAUCGAAAUGAUCGUUUCUAUCGUUUUGUAAUGGCGCAAAAUGAUUUGGAGAACUUGGUUAUACCAAUAUUGCAGACAUUGUAUCAUGCACCGGAUAGUACCUCUCAUCACAUCUAUAUGUCACUCAUUGUGCUGCUUAUAUUGAGCGAGGAUGAUAGUUUUAAUAAAAACGUGCAUAAUAUUAUGCUUAAAAAUAUCCAUUGGUACACAGAGCGCACCAUAUCGGAAAUAUCACUAGGCGGCCUACUCAUAUUGGUUGUAAUACGUACCAUACAAUAUAAUAUGUUGAAAAUGCGCGAUAAAUAUUUGCAUACAAAUUGUUUGGCUGCGCUGGCGAAUAUGUCUGGACAAUUUCGCGCACUACAUCCAUAUGUAGCGCAACGACUGAUUUCUCUGUUCGAAACAUUAGCGCGCAAGCAUACCCGUCUUGAUGCACAGUUAAAGGAGCCUGUCAAUAAUGCAGUUUCCGUAAAUGUGACCACAACACCCGAGGAUAUGCUACAAGAUCUCACCGUACUCGAGGAGGUGCUGCGAAUGGUGUUGGAAAUAUUGAACUCCUGUCUAUCCAAUCAAUUGGUUUACUGUCCGAACCUCGUGUACACACUACUAUAUAAGCGCAGUGUUUUCGAAAGCUUCCGAAGUCAUCAUGCUUUUCAAGACAUAAUACAAAAUAUUGAUAUGGUUGUUGGCUUCUUUUCAUCGCGUUUGCAGCGUGUGCAAGAGCAACGCGGUGAAUUGGGAGUUAGUGAGGUGUUCGAGGUGAUAUCCAAGGGUGCUAGCCAGUGGUCCAGUGAUCGCCUGCGGAAAUUCCCAGACCUGAAAUUCAAAUAUGUGGAGGAGGAUGCGCCUGAAGAAUUUUUCAUUCCAUACGUCUGGACCUUGGUGUGCAAAUACGGUUGCGUGCACUUUAGUUCCGAAAGUAUUAAAGGUGUGACCACAGAGAUACAAUGCUAAUACGAUAGGCCCACAAACGAGAGUAACACUUAGCAGAGGCAACACUUGCGAUACACCUAUUGUGAGAAGAGUUUUUGUAGAAGGGAGAUGCAAUUGGUAAUGAUGAUUACGAUAGUAAUAGUUUUGAUGAAAAGGGCUAGAAUCAGCUUAGUGUAGUAUAACUUAGCGUAAGUCGACUAAUUCCAUCUAAUUCGUUUUUGUGCUCGCGUCUCGGUUCCUCAUUUCUACGAACAUACGCCAUUUUAAAUGUUUUGAAAAUAAAAAAUGGGAAAAAUAAA